CGUUAUAACAAAAUCGUCACACGAAAUCUGAGUUCAGACGAGAACAGGUCGACGAAACAUAAGGACGGACAUUGUGACGAGUGUGGUUCGUAUUUAAAAGGAAAACGGAUAAUAUUGAACGUAUUUAGUUCGACUAACGUGUGCGUACAUCGAGAUGACUUCGUUAUUUAAGCGAACGCGACGAUAUAGAAUUCGAAGUACAUCUUCAAAACACGGCAGCGUCGAAAGCGUCGGCCGAAGUAGCAGUAAUUCGGAUGAUGGGAGACUACCGGGAAUGGACGAGUCCUCUAGCGAAGAAGACCCGAGGAUCAAUAAAUUUCUGUACAAUCUUCGAGAGGCGUACACAUGGAGGGAACGCUACGAUUCUCAAAGCGAAGAACUUCAGGAGUCUGUGACAGAAUUGCUUGAACAUUCGAUGCGCUUACAGACACAACUCGCGGUCGAAGGCCGAUACGAUCAGGCGGACAGGAUCGCGAAGGACAUAAACGAAAUGCAACAUUUUUGGGGGAAAGCUCUACUAGAACGGCUGAACUUGAGACAAUUUAAUCGAGAGGUUAUGGAGAUGUCGCCAUUACGGCUAACGGCAUCCCAAUACUUCGUGCCAGAGGUUGCAUUAAAAGACAAUAAAAAGCUGAAGAUUUUCUCGUUCACCGUUACAGAAUCUUCGACAGGCAACAUGGGAUUCAAGUAUUACUUGGUGUACAACAGACACGAAUCGAACUGUUACAUCUUAGAACUUAUGACAAGUAAAGGGAUUUACCCUGUUAGUCUUUACGGUGUAAUCUGCCCAAGCUAUUGGUCGGUACGAGAAGAUGUACUAUACGAUAUAUCCCGCAGAACUGGUGGAUAUUUAGGGGGAAAUCUAAUUGCGAAGUUACCAACUAGAGUCUAGACUCUGCUAGCGAAACUAUCGCGAGGUGAUACUGUAUAAUGAAUGUAUAUAUUGUGUGUAUAUAUGUAAAUAUUAAAGAAAAAGAACGCAAAUAUAUUUAUGUUUUACAAAGUCAGCUGGUUUCGUUUUUGCGAUCGCAAACACAUGUUUUUCGUGUAGACAAGUUUUAUUAGGUUCAAUAAAACAGCGCAUUGGUCUGACCCGACCAUGAAAUGUAACAGACGUUAUAUUAACC
This is a messenger RNA of Dendronephthya gigantea, 1127 nucleotides long. RefSeq lists its product as uncharacterized. The record is from RefSeq and is a predicted model, not a curated record. NCBI's taxonomy places the organism in Eukaryota, Metazoa, Cnidaria, Anthozoa, Malacalcyonacea, Nephtheidae. The coding region runs from base 155 to 892 and encodes 245 amino acids. The transcript has a single exon.